GAAAUGGCAUUUUAAAAAAAAAAAAAAAUUAACAGCAACGUUACAAGCGCGUGAUCGUCCUCUACCUUUCAGUUAUAGUUAAUUUAAUUGCCUUAACGUUUAUAUCUCUAAAACACUUUUUUAUUUUUAUUUUUGCCUUUUAACUUAAAACUUUACAACCCGAAACUUAACAAUGAGCUGAGCCAUCUUCCAAUCUGUGAAUGCUGCAUCACUCAGACGCUUCACUUAGAAGUUGCAAUGUAUCAACGGUCGGAAACCGUCAUCGUUAAACAUUAAAUCACCGAGCUCUUACCGCAUAGAAAAUACGUUAAGAUUAUUAGAAAUAUGAUAUCGACGUAGCUGUCUGUGUUGAGCACAACCCCCGCUAACCUGGGCUAACGUUAGAAGAUGGCUGGCCGUGGUUUUGAAAACAACAGCCAGGACUAUUUUGAAGAGCGGAGGGGGGUCGCGGAGGGAUACUCGAGUGACGAGGCACAAAAGCCAUGUGCUGCUUUGUUUACAAUAACAUCCUCGAACAGAGAAAUAAUAAAGCAGAGCUGCAGAUUUUCUGCCACAGCGACAAAAAAAAUGCAAAAGGUUCCUGCAGGAGUUUUACACAGAGGAUGACAAUGGGAAGAAGGUGUUUAAAUAUGGAGCUCAACUUGUGGCGCUGGCCCACAGGGAGCAGGUCUCUUUCUUCGUGGAACUGGACGAUGUGGCCGAGGAAUACCCUGAGCUGGUUGAGAGCGUCUGCGAGAAUGCCAAGCGCUACACAGAACUGUUUGCUGACGCCGUCCACGAGCUGCUGCCAGAGUAUAAAGAAAGAGAUAUUGUGGCCAAAGAUUCCUUGGACGUGUACAUUGAGCACAGGCUGAUGAUGGAACAGAGGGGUCGCGACCCCGCAGACACUCGAGACCCUCGUAACCAGUACCCACCUGAACUCAUGAGAAGAUUUGAGCUUUAUUUUAAGUCUCCCACCACUGGUAAACCUAAAGUGGUGCGUGAUGUGCGAGCGGACAGCAUCGGGCAUCUGGUGGCAGUUCGAGGCAUAGUGACCCGCGCCACUGAGGUCAAACCAAUGAUGGCUGUCGCAACGUACACAUGUGACCAGUGUGGUGCCGAGACCUAUCAGCCAAUCCAGUCUCCCACCUUCAUGCCCCUCAUCAUGUGUCCCAGCCAAGAGUGCGUCACCAACAAAUCUGGAGGUCGACUCUACCUGCAGACCAGAGGCUCCAAAUUUGUCAAGUUCCAGGAGCUGCGUAUUCAGGAACAUAGUGACCAGGUGCCAGUUGGAAAUAUUCCAAGAAGCAUGUCCAUUUAUGCCCGCGGAGAAAACACACGUCUUGCCCAGCCAGGAGACCACGUAGCCAUCACCGGAGUCUUCCUCCCUCUGCUGCGCACAGGCUUCAGGCAGGCUACUCAGGGUCUCCUGUCAGAAACAUUCCUGGAGGCUCAUAGCAUCACUCUAAUGAACAAGACAGAGGACGAUGAGCUCGGCAAUGACGAUCUGUCUGAGGAGGAGCUGCGCAGCAUCACAGAGGAAGGAUUUUAUGAGAAACUAGCCGGCUCAAUUGCACCAGAGAUCUAUGGACAUGAAGACGUAAAGAAGGCUCUGCUCCUGCUGCUGGUUGGAGGAGUGGAACAGGCACCCAAAGGCAUGAAGAUCAGAGGCAACAUAAACAUCUGCCUGAUGGGAGACCCAGGAGUCGCCAAGUCCCAGCUGCUGUCCUACAUUGACCGUCUGGCUCCUCGAAGCCAGUACACAACAGGUCGCGGUUCAUCUGGUGUCGGUCUGACUGCCGCAGUGAUGCGUGACCCUCUGACUGGAGAGAUGACCCUGGAAGGUGGAGCCUUGGUGCUAGCGGACCUGGGCAUCUGCUGCAUUGAUGAGUUUGACAAGAUGGCUGACGCUGACCGCACAGCCAUCCACGAGGUGAUGGAGCAGCAGACCAUCUCCAUCGCUAAGGCCGGCAUCAUGACCUCCCUCAACGCCCGCUGCUCCAUUCUAGCAGCAGCCAACCCUGCAUAUGGCCGCUACAAUCCCCGGAAGAGCAUUGAGCAGAACAUUCAGCUGCCAGCUGCUCUGCUCUCCCGUUUCGACCUGCUCUGGCUGAUCCAGGACAAGCCGGACGCCGACUCUGACCUGCGUCUGGCCCAGCACAUCACCUACGUCCACCAGCACUGCCGCCAGCCGCCCACUCACUUCACCCCCAUUGACAUGAAGCUGAUGAGGCGUUACGUUGCAGUGUGUAAGAAGAGGCAGCCUGUGGUGCCCGAGUCGCUGGCUGAUUACAUCACCGCUGCUUAUGUUGAGAUGAGGAAAGAGGCCCGAGUCAGCAAGGACACUACCUUCACCUCUGCCCGUACCCUCCUCUCCAUCCUCCGUCUCUCCACUGCCCUGGCUCGCCUUCGCAUGAUGGACACAGUGGAAAAGGAAGACGUCAACGAGGCGAUGAGACUGAUGGAGAUGUCAAAGGAUUCACUCCAAGCUGACAAGUCCAGCACCACACGGACUCAGCGCCCAGCCGACGUCAUCUUCUCUCUGGUGCGUGAGCUCUCCACGGAGGGCGUGGCGGGCCGCGGUGGAGCCGGCGGGGUGGUUCGCAUGUCUGAAGCAGAACAGCGCUGCGUCUCUCGUGGCUUCACCCCGGCCCAGUUCCAGGAGGCGUUGGAAGAGUACGAGGAGCUGAACGUGUGGCAGGUGAACCAGGCUCGCACCCGCAUCACCUUUGUCUGAAGAAACUUGGGACACUUUCCUGCACGCUGUUUCAGCCACCCGAGGGGAAAACUUCACUGUGGGCUUUCUACAGACUCAUACUGGGGCUCUGCAUUUUUCCUCCUUCAGCAUUUUGUAACCUGGACGUUUUUUUAAGCAUGACCAUUACGCAAGAAUCCCUGCUGUCGGAGAUCCAUAGCUUUUUUUUUUUUUUAUGUAUCACGAUUCCUGUUCACCAGUAAAUCUCUUGUAAAUAUGUAUGUCAGAAUUUGGAUUGUGUAGCAUCUGCAGUUUAGAGCUUAAAGCUUCUAGUUCCUCUGACAUGGAGCAUUUCUGUACAUUUUAUACGCUGUAAUGCAAAAUUAGGCCAUAUAAAUUAACGUUGAGCCUUGUAUUGUGACAUAUAGUUAUAAUAAAUUGAUGGUUCAGUAAUGCUAUGCUUGCUGUGGAUGAUUUGGACUCAGUGUGCACAUGUAUGAAAGUGCUAGUGUGCCACAAUCACGCCUGAACACCUGGUUUGGUACCAGAGCAGCCAUUUUGACAUAAUUGUUGCUUUCAGUAAAACAUGCUCGUAAAACGUGUACACACACACAGUUACAACUAACAAUUAUUUUAAUUAUUGUUUAGUCUAUAAAUGCAUGAAACAUCUGCAAUUUCCUAAAAGCCAAAGGCUGUGUCUUUUAAAUAUUAAUGUGUAGUUCA
Messenger RNA from Epinephelus fuscoguttatus (brown-marbled grouper), 3397 nucleotides. RefSeq names its product minichromosome maintenance complex component 7 (gene mcm7). The record is from RefSeq and is a predicted model, not a curated record. The coding region runs from base 854 to 2716 and encodes 620 amino acids. Gene Ontology annotation, cellular component: MCM complex; nucleus. The transcript has 15 exons. Gene Ontology annotation, molecular function: ATP hydrolysis activity; ATP binding; single-stranded DNA helicase activity. Gene Ontology annotation, biological process: DNA replication; double-strand break repair via break-induced replication; DNA replication initiation. NCBI's taxonomy places the organism in Eukaryota, Metazoa, Chordata, Actinopteri, Perciformes, Serranidae.